GUGCUAGCAUCGAGCAAAGUACUCUCCCAUACUAUUAAUACGCUCUGGUACCUACCUGCUUUCUCCAACCCCUCUUGCAAUCCAUCUACCUUUCUUCCCACCAACAAAACAUCCUAUCAACCACCACCACCCUACCUAUCUCCAAUUCAUCACUUUUCCUAAUCAACUGGAACAAUGUUGCGUCAGGUCUCUCGCCCUCUGUCUACCGCCAGCCGCUCCCUCCGUCUCUCCAGCCGGUCCUUCUCUGCCGUCGCUCCCAAGAUGGGCGCGGGCGAUACUAGCGGUCCUGCGCCUACUGCCAACCGGGACACCUUCGGUCGCCGUGAAGCUGCCGAGGAAGCUGUUUAUAUCCGUCAGCAUGAGCUUGAGAAACUCCGCAAACUGAAGGAAUCCGUCUCCGAGCAGCGCAAGCACCUUGAUAAGUUGGAUGAGCAUAUUGACACCAUGACCAAGGAGCAAAAUGAGAAGAAAUAAUUCGGUCGAUGACACCUGCCUUUUCUAGGUUGAUGUAUUUUAUGAAUAUCUCCCUCUCUUUAGUCUUGACUUGAUGAAAUGAAUUACUACAUACAUACUAUGA
Molecule: messenger RNA, 577 nt
Organism: Aspergillus candidus
Lineage: Eukaryota; Fungi; Ascomycota; Eurotiomycetes; Eurotiales; Aspergillaceae
Exons: 4
Coding region: 175-474 (99 amino acids)
Biological process (GO): negative regulation of ATP-dependent activity
Cellular component (GO): mitochondrion
Molecular function (GO): ATPase inhibitor activity
Source: RefSeq, a predicted model, not a curated record